Molecule: messenger RNA, 1968 nt
Organism: Triticum turgidum subsp. durum (durum wheat)
Lineage: Eukaryota; Viridiplantae; Streptophyta; Magnoliopsida; Poales; Poaceae
Source: the annotation of a GenBank genome assembly
AUGGAUCCUUUGGAUUAUCUUUCAAUCAGGUUUCAUUUCGGAGGGGAAUUUCACCAUGAUGGUACAGAGUGGCAGUAUUUGGGUGGUACACAUGGCAUGUCCAUGGUUCAUCUGUCAAAAUUGAGCAUCGAAGAACUGAAAAACAAUCUUGCAGACCAUGUUAGAUGUUUAGAGAAAGCACUAAACAACAGUACACUGCAUUGGAAAUUUCCUGGUCUAAUAAGAGAUGGUGCAAUGAGUAGUGCUCUGGUGAUGUUACAUGAUCAAAAAUCAGUGUUAGAGAUGGCAAAACAUGCCACUGAUGCAGGUGUUAUGGACAUAUAUUCCAACAUACCUGAUGACUUUUCACAGGAUGAGUAUCCAGAGGAACAUCAACAUCAUUUAGAGGAGGAACAAGAACUUCAUGGAGAGGACCAGCAGCAACAUGUACAAGAGCAGCAAAAUAAUCCAAAUGCAGAUGAACAUAUAUUAGAACCAGAAGCUUGGCAAUACUCCAAUAUGUAUUACCAGCCUAGCAGUAGCAGUGCUAAAUUGCCAGUGAAGAGAGGUAGCAGCCAAAUGCAGGACAAAGGGAAAUCACAUUUAGAUGAGGAUGAAGAAGUACACACUGAAAGUGAUGGCUCAUCUGACAGUGACUAUGCUAUUCCCCCGGCAGAGAGCAAUAGCUCAGCAUCUGAUGAUGAAGUGCUAGGGUUGAGAAAAUAUGCUAAAGAAUUGAAGGACAAAGUGAGAAAGAACAUGCUGAGAGAAGAGGAGGGAAAACCAUGCAAUGUGCCUGAAGAGUAUAUUGUCCCAGAAACAUUUAAGCUAGAUGAUUCAGAUGGAGAAGACACACCAUACUUUGAAAGUGAUGACGACUUGUCAUAUGAUGAAGGUAGUGAUGGAGAGAUAAGUGAAGUGAGAAGGAGGAAAACAACACACAGAGUUUAUGAUGACAGUACUGACAAACCAGAAUUUGCUCUAGGCAUGGCAUUUCGUGAUAGCAGGGAAUUCAAACAGGUACUGGUUAAGUAUGGGCUAGCAAAUUUCCACCAUUUAAGAUUUCCAAAAGAUGAAAAGAAAAGGGUCAGUGUAGAAUGUUCCUGGCCUGGUUGUCCUUGGAGCAUCUAUGGCUCAAUUAGUAGCAGAUCUGAUUGGUUGUUAGUUGUGAGGUAUGAAAAUGAGCACACAUGUAUUCCUAGGAGGGGCAACAAGCUUGUCACAAGCACGGUCAUUGCCAAAAAGUAUUUCAGACAGAUCAGGCAUAAUCCUACUUGGCAUGUAGAGCAUAUGCAGGAGGCAGUACUUGAGGAUCUUCUAGCCGAUGUUAGCUUGUCCCAGUGCAAGAGAGCAAAAAAGUUAGUCAUGGAAAAGCUCACUAAUUUGACUAAUGGUGAGUAUUCUAGAGUCUAUGACUACCACUUAGAACUAGUGAGAAGCAAUCCUGGAAGCACAGUGGCAGUGACUCUAGAUCCUGAAAUUUUUGACAAGCCAGUUUUCCAAAGAAUGUAUAUUUGUCUUGAUACCUGCAAAAAGGGUUUCCUAGCUGGGUGUAGAAGAGUUGUGGGUCUAGAUGGGUGCUUUCUGAAGGGGUCAGUCUCAGGCCAAAUACUAUGUGCUAUUGGCAGAGAUUCCAACAAUCAGAUGUACCCCAUUGCUUGGGCUACAGUUGAGGUUGAAUCAUAUGACUCAUGGUACUGGUUCCUGUCAUUUCUUCAGAAGGAUCUUCAGAUAAGCAACAAUGGAGAUGGAUGGGUCUUCAUAUCUGACCAACAGAAGGGUCUUAUCAGGGCUGUCAAUGAAAUUGUGCCUGAAGCAGAGCAUAGGAUGUGUGCUAGGCAUAUUUAUGCUAACUGGAGAAAGGUGCACAGAGACAAAAAACUGCAAAAGAUGUUCUGGGCAUGUGCCAAAUCAUCUGAUGUUACUCAAUUUAAUUACAAUAGAGCCAAACUAGCCCAAAAAGUGUGGAAGGAGCUAAAGACAUCCUGA